Molecule: messenger RNA, 540 nt
Organism: Colletotrichum orchidophilum
Lineage: Eukaryota; Fungi; Ascomycota; Sordariomycetes; Glomerellales; Glomerellaceae
Product: response regulator receiver protein
Exons: 1
Coding region: 1-540 (179 amino acids)
Biological process (GO): phosphorelay signal transduction system
Source: RefSeq, a predicted model, not a curated record
AUGGCAUUCCCAAGCAACGAAUCCCUACAAGAGAAUGAAUCACGGCUGAUGGAAGGAUUGGGCACAAAGCAAUCAGAUCUAUCAAGCUCAGCUCAAACAGAUUACCACAUCACAGCAACAUCCAAGCCGCCACCGAUCAAUAUUCUCUUAGCCGAACCCAAUCAUGGUUGGAAGAAAAUCAUCGCCAAGCAGAUGGACAGAUUGGGCCACAAGUAUGAUUUGACUGGCAACGGCCAGGAAGCAUUCGAAGCAUACAAGAAAGGACACCAGACCUAUCAAUGCAUCUUAACGAGCCCUUCGAUGCCCGUCCUGGAUGGUCUGCACUCUACACGACUCAUUCGCGCAUUCGAAACCGAGAACAACCUCAAGCCGUGCUACAUUGUAGUGAUGACUGCUGGCGGCUCGAUGGGACGAGAUAUGGACAGAACACGUAGGCUUGGAUUCGAUAAAAUAUUAAAGAAACCGUUCAAAAUGGAGAUCUUAGAAAGCCAUUUGGUUGACUUAGGUCUUGUUUCAAAAGAGCAAACAGAGGCCCGUUGA